This is a messenger RNA of Lepisosteus oculatus (spotted gar), 2897 nucleotides long. RefSeq names its product myosin light chain kinase 3 (gene mylk3). The record is from RefSeq and is a predicted model, not a curated record. Gene Ontology annotation, cellular component: nucleus; cytoplasm. Gene Ontology annotation, molecular function: ATP binding; protein serine/threonine kinase activity. Gene Ontology annotation, biological process: protein phosphorylation; positive regulation of apoptotic process; intracellular signal transduction. Lineage: Eukaryota; Metazoa; Chordata; Actinopteri; Semionotiformes; Lepisosteidae.
UUUAAAAAAGCCUGGGAGAAAAAAAAGGACAGAGUUUCAGAUAACAUAUCAAAGCUGAGGUGUUUAUUUAAGUGGUGUCAUGCCACUGGCAUUAAGAAACAACAAAUCCACACUGAACUGAAUUGAGGCAUGAAGACAGUUUUAUACCUGGAACUCUAAAAAGAAAUUAACUGAAACAGUUCAUGGUACAGUGUGAAACAGGUGCCAAUCUUCUGGGUUUUUUUUUCAGUUUCCUUUGCUUUAUUAGAAAAAAAUGAGUAAACAAGUGUCUUUAGCUGCCUGUAUUGCUAAAAUGUAUGACGGGGCUACACGGGAUAACACAGGGGACUCUGGAGCUGGGUCUGCUGUCAAAAAGCCCAAUAGCAGUCAAGUUAUAAGUAACUUGAACGUCAUGGACAAUAAACUUAAUGUCUUGGAUGCAAAGGUGGAGAAGAUAGUGAGUAGCCAAGGAGACGUCCUGAAGAAACUAGAUAUGGUUUAUCAGGGAAUUGGAAACCUGGAAAAGGACAUGGCAAAACUGCAGCUGAUGAAGGAGCCUACUGUUACCGCCGAGAGUUUUCAAAAGUGCGACUCCACUCUUUUCAGCGAGAUUAGAAGUCUGAACACCGAAACCGUGAAACUGUUGAAAUGUCUUCAACAGGACGGCAAAAAGCAAAGGGAGAAAAUUGAUGGGAUUGAACACUCUGUCUCCGCAAUCAACAAAGUCAUAAAAUUUGUUGGUGAGACCUUCAGAAGCUCAAAAAUAGUGGAAUAUAUUCUCAAAGGCACUGUUCCCUGGAGAAAAGGCAGUCUUCUUGAGAGUAACGAAGAGAAAAAGGACAAAUCAGAAGAAAGAAGUGCAAAACCUAGAGCUGCAUGUAGCAAUAGAGCUGUUCAAGCUGAGAUCAGGAGAUCUUUUCAAGAUGACAAAGGAGUGGAGAAAAUCCCUAAGGUGGAAAAUGCAGAUGCAGUUUCUACUACUGAAGCUCAAGUCCACAACCCCGCGGAGACAAAAGCACACAGCGUCAUUGCCCUCCCCCAGGCCCCAAAUGAAAAACAGCACCCACAGUACGAUGAGAAUGCACAGAUUCUCCCUGCUGCGGACAAGCUUCCCAGCAGCGACUCUAAAACCAAAGUUUCCCACUUACCCGAGAAGGCGUCUAUCAGGAGCAGGGAACAUACUCAGACUCAGACUUUUACUGAAGAGACGCAUAACGUUGGAGUAAAUACAGAGGAACAGGGGACUAUUCAUCAGCCAGAAGAGGUUGAAAAUAUUAACAUCACUAUUGUAGCCUGCAAACCUGAGAGUGAUGUCACAGCAUGUACCGGACAAGAUCUCCACAAGGAAGCUGCAGAGACUCUGGAGAGAAUACCUGACACAACACAGAACAUUCCUGCGACUGGGCUACAAAGCAAAAAAUCUUCAUCUGAAGAAAAGCCUCCAACACUUCCAUCAAGAGCUGCUUUGGAACACAAGGAGAUGGAGCAACACAAAUCCUCAAAACCUGCUGUAUCAUUACCAAAAAAUGAUGACUCGUACUGUAAGAAAGAUCUUAAAAGUGCCUUAAUGUCACAUAUAACUGUUUCUCCAGUCAAACAGCAGCCUAAGCCAAAUGCCCAGCCGGUCUCCAAGGAUAAUGGACCACAAAUGGACAGCAACACUGCCACAGAAAAUAAAGCUGAACAGCUGCCUAGUCAUCCCCAAAGUGAGCCAUUCCAGCUGUUGUCUGCUGGAACAGCAGAGCCUGAGGCAGCUGAAGCCAAUGGGAACCAAGUCAAUAAGGAGCCCUCAGAGGCUAAUCCAUUAGCUGUUGCCCUUGAGAAUUCCCAGGAGGAGGAACUAAUUGUCAUUGAUGACAGUCCUCCUUUGCCUGCACCCUUUGAACAUCGCAUUGUGAGCACAAAGCAACUACCAGUUAGCUCUUAUUACACUGUCAGUUAUAAGGAAGUGCUGGGAGGGGGACGCUUUGGCCAGGUUGUCAAGUGUGCAGAACUCUCCUCUGGACUCACAUUAGCAGCAAAGAUAAUAAAAGUUAAAGGUGCAAAAGACAGGGAAGAAGUCAAGAAUGAAAUUGGUGUCAUGAACCAAUUAAACCACGUCAAUUUGAUCCAGCUCUAUGAUGCCUUUGAAUCCAAGAACAACCUUACAUUAAUUAUGGAGUAUGUGGAUGGUGGAGAAUUAUUUGACAGAAUUGUGGAUGACAAUUAUCACCUGACAGAACUGGAUGCCAUUGUGUUUACACGUCAGAUCUGUGAAGGUGUGCAGUAUCUCCACCAGCAGUACAUUCUCCAUUUAGACCUCAAGCCAGAGAAUAUCUUAUGUGUAAACAACACAGGAAAUCAGAUAAAAAUAAUUGACUUUGGGCUGGCGAGAAAGUACAAACCUCGUGAGAAGCUGAAAGUCAACUUCGGCACACCUGAGUUCUUAGCACCAGAAGUGGUGAAUUAUGAUUACGUGUCAUUCCCCACCGAUAUGUGGAGUGUCGGAGUCAUCACAUAUAUGCUGCUCAGUGGGUUGUCUCCUUUCCUGGGAGAUAAUGACACAGAGACGAUGAACAACAUCCUUCAUGGCAACUGGGACUUUGACGCUGAGGCCUUUGAAAAUGUCUCUUCUGAGGCAAAAGACUUCAUUUCAAGGCUGCUCGUCUUAGAGAGAAGUAGCCGUUUAAGUGCUUCUGGCUGCAUGAAACAUGAGUGGCUGAACAAUUUGGCAGACAAAGCCAAGAUACGAAGGGUUCGUCUGAAAUCCCAGCUGCGCUUGCAGAGAUACCUAGCGCAUCGACAGUGGAAGAAACAUUUCUAUGUAGUUGCUGCAGCAAACAGACUGAAGAAGUUUCGCCAGGGCCGAUCUGUGAACCCAGCAUUGGCGCUGAAUCCUACAAGGACAAAACUAGAAUGAGUCUGCAAACUCACUUUGA